AUGGAGUUCGGGGGAAUUCAGCCGCCUGUUAUGCAUUGGGAGGACAGCAACCUGCCGGAAGCUUGGGAAAAAUUUCAACGACACGCAGAACUAGUAUUUUCUGGCCCAUUAAAGGGCAAAACUGAAGAAGAGCAGAUAUCCUACCUACUUUUGUGGGUUGGAGAGAAAGGCAGGGACAUGCAUUGUACAUGUAACUUUCCCGCUUUACCCCUGUUGAGUCUCAAAUCAUCCAUUGAUCUUGGCCUCAUACAGCUGACUUACGCUGUAACCGACGACGUUACAGGACUAAGUAAAGAGGAGGUAAUGACAAAUUACGGAGACUUAUUUACAGGAAUCGGUAUUAUCCCAGGGACGGCUAAGUUGCAUUUAAAAGAGGGUGCAGUGCCCGUGGUCAACCCACCUAGAAGGGUCCCAGAAGCCCAUAAAGCACGUCUAUAUGAUGAGCUUAAACGCAUGGAAGACAAUAAAAUAAUCUCUAAGGUUGACAUACCGACAGAUUGGGUUAAUUCCCUAGUAGUGGUCGAAAAACCCAAAACUGGUAAAUUACGAGUUUGUCUUGACCUUAAGGCUCUGAAUGAGGCUAUAAGAAGACAACACUACCCAAUGCAGACAUUAGAUGAUGUCACAUUACAGCUUGUUGGGUGUGAAUAUUUCAGUCUUCUCGACAUAACACAUGCCUGUUGGAGUAUAAAACUAGAUGACGAAUCUUCGUAUCUGACGACGUUCAGUACUCCCUUCGGCAGGUACCGCUACUUGAGAUUGCCUUUUGGGAUAUCAUCAGGUCAGGACAUCUUUGUCAAAAAGGUCAAUGAGAUAUUUGAAGGAUUGCCAGGCAUUGCCGCAGUCGUUGAUGACAUAUUGAUUUAUGGAAAAACACGCAAGGACCACGACAGAAAUUUAAGAGCCGUGCUAGAACUCGCACGUGCUAAGUGUAUUAGGUUCAAUCCUGAUAAAUGA
Messenger RNA from Mercenaria mercenaria, 957 nucleotides. RefSeq lists its product as uncharacterized. The record is from RefSeq and is a predicted model, not a curated record. NCBI's taxonomy places the organism in Eukaryota, Metazoa, Mollusca, Bivalvia, Venerida, Veneridae. Bases 1 to 957 code for a protein of 318 amino acids. The transcript has 2 exons.